Molecule: messenger RNA, 3289 nt
Organism: Menidia menidia (Atlantic silverside)
Lineage: Eukaryota; Metazoa; Chordata; Actinopteri; Atheriniformes; Atherinopsidae
Source: the annotation of a GenBank genome assembly
CCUUUCAAAAUGGCUUCCACGGAAGGUCCGGUUUGUCAAAUAUUCUCCUUUCAGGAUUGUAAAGCGACCCCAGACCCAGUGUUUGAGCUCCCUCCUCAGUGUCUGAGCCAAACACCGGUCCCGAUAGUAAUAGAUAAUGGCUCCUUCCAGACUCGUGCUGGUUGGGCGGUUGAGUCUGAUUCCCCGCGUCUGCUCUUCAGGUCGGUGGCUGCGCGCAGCAGAGGAGCUGCCCGCAGCGAGACCCAGAUCGGCAACGAUAUCCCGAACCUGGAGCCACUGCGAUGGCUCCUAAAGAGCCAGUUCGACCGAAACGUUGUAGUUAACUUCGAAAUCCAGGAGCUUAUCUUUGACCAUGUGUUUACACACCUGGGCAUCACUUCGGAGGGCAGUGUUGACCAUCCCAUUGUGCUGACAGAGGCGCCCUGCAACCCACUUCACUGCCGGCAGAUGAUGUCGGAGUUGCUGUUUGAGUGCUACCACGUCCCAUACGUUUCCUACGGCGUGGAUGGCUUGUACAGUUUCUGCCACAAUUACUCUCAAAGGAAUCUGCAGCCCCCUCACACCGGCAUUGUUCUGUCCUCUGGAUACCACUGCUCCCACAUACUGCCAGUGAUCAACGGCAGGCUAGACGCGGUGAACUCUAAGCGUGUGAACGUGGCGGGCAGCCAGGCGGCGUCCUACCUGCAGCGCCUUUUGCAGCUGAAAUACCCGGGUCACCUCGCUGCCGUCACGCUGAGCCGCAUGGAGGAGCUGCUGCACGAGCACAGCUACACGGCCGUGGACUAUCACGAAGGCACUGCGCUCGAAUAUUUCCUGCUCGUCGGACUAGAAAAGUGGCGCAGCCCGGAGUUUUAUGAGCGGGAAGUUCACCGAAUGCAGCUGCCCUAUUCAGGGAAGGUGCCCGGUGGCUGCGUGAGCGUGGAGGAGCGGCAGGAACGGCGAGCUCAGCAGCUUCGACGACUUCAGGAGAUCAAUGCUCGCCGACGAGAGGAGAAGCUUCAGCAGGACCAAGAGAGGCUGGACAGACUUUUGGCUGUGCAGGAGCUGUUGGAGGACGGUCUGUUGGAUCAGUUUCACAAGAGUCUGGUGGUUCUGAACAUGGACUCAGCUGAGGAGCUUCAGUCAUACAUAAACAAGCUGCAGCUCGCUGUUGACCAGGGCAGACAGAAGCUGCUGCACAGCGAGGGAUCAGAGGGAAAGAUUGAGGUGUCGGAGUUGGAUCAGCCCAUGGAUGAAGGAGAUGGGGUGGCACUGAUGGAUUCAGACUUCUCUGAGGACACGCUGCCGGAAAAAUCUGCAAACAUGGUUCAGCCUGCAUUCAACAUGGCAGAGUAUCACCAACUGUUUGUGGGGACAGAGCGUCUUCGUUGUCCAGAGAUUCUGUUUCAGCCCUCUCUGACUGGAGAGGAUCAGAUGGGACUGAUGGAGACGCUGCACUAUGUCCUGGCUAGGUACUCCCCAGCGCAGCAGGAGGCCCUGGUGAGCAGUGUGUUUCUGACCGGAGGAAACAUGCAGUAUCCCGGGAUGAAGGAGCGGAUAGAGAGGGAGCUGCUGGCCAUGAGGCCCUUUCAGUCGCACUUCAAGGUCACGUUGGCAUCCCGGCCGGCCCUGGACGCCUGGUAUGGAGCACGAGACUGGGCGCUGGAACACCAACCGGGAGCAGAAGCAGAGGGAUGGAUCAGCAGGCAGGACUACGAGGAGAAAGGAGGCGAGUAUCUGAAGGAGCACUGCGCCUCGAACCCUUUUGUUCCCAUGAAGAUUGCCAAGCCAGUUCCCGCCCGCCCCGCGGAGACGCCUGUCACUACGCAGACGUCCACAGGAGUCUCUGCCGCCAUCACCGCGGUAACAUCUGCACCCGCUCCCUCCUCCUCUGCCGGCGAUGUCACCAUGGUUACCUCUUGAAAUGAGGUCUCAAAGACUAAAGAGAUAAAAAAAAUUAUGCUCCUUUUCAUUUAUUUGAACUCGCCUCAUGCUUUUCAGCAACCUACAGGAAGCAGGUGUCAGCCUCAUGCACUCAGUCAAAUUUGGACUUUACUGAACACAUUGCCAUUUGAUUCACAGGGGCUAAAUGUGACAGAUUUUUAGCGGUUUGAUUUCACAUUGCUGGAAAACGGCCUCAAUAAAACAUAAAUAGUUAAUGCAGGGAAGUUAGAUUCAUAUUUGUAGUGUUUUUCUUUUUUUUUGGAUUUGACAUUUAUUCAUACUGUCUGAGUUUGGAUUUUGAGUAAAAAAAAGCCUUUGUUUAUACACCAUACUGGGAAAAGCUGUUCAUAUUGAAUAGUCACAAACUAUCAAAAGUCUUUAUCCACAUGUUGUGUAUUUUUGUAUAAAUAAAAAUGCUGAAUGUUUUUUUAAAGAAUGCAUUUGCGCUGAUUAGAACAUUCUUCCUUACGCUGACUUAAUAGGUUCCGUCCUCUUCCACAAGACUGAACAUAUUCCUUUGAGUUGCUUUUAUUUUCCCUGUCUGUUUUUUUUAUUAGCAUCUUUCCUACACACCCUUUAGUACUAUUACUUUUCAAGUUAGUGUAAUUAUUUGUUUAAGAAGCUUAUGCAUUUAUCCACAGUUUCCUGCAUAUGAGCAGCCCCUUUGAACUUAUGAUUGGAUGCUGUAAUAUACUGUUGCACCAUUAGGUGGCACACAGCCACACUAAAUGGAGUCCUUCAGUUGUCAUUUAUGCAAAUUAUUACACAAUACUGACCUUUAUGUUCACUAUUUCCAGUAGAUUGAGUCCUAAGGGACCACCAGAGCCUCUGUUCUUGCUGUUCUUUUUUUAUUAUGUCUGGUUGUAGACUUAAUUGUCUAGUUUACAGCCACAUGAUUUAAACAAAUAUAUACUUUAUUGUCCUGUUGGUUUUUAAACCUCCAGUUUAUUUUGCUUGGUAUUCAGGGGGUCACAGGACAGCAGGUGAAUCCUCAGAUAUGAUACAGUCUGGCCUCUACAAACAUAUUUGUAAAGUUCACAUGGCCUAAAGUUCAAACUGACAUCCAGCUUGUUCUGCUAUGCUUCAAAUUGCUGUAUGCACACACACAAACCCAGAAAAAAAACUGUUUUCAAAGCAAGGCAUUGAAUGAGUCGGAUCAGAGCCACCAAUGGCCCGUAACUCAAAGGUGAAUGGCCUGAAUUCAGCAAAUGGAUUAGAAAAUAAAAACAAAGACGUCUUUUAUGUGUAAAUGCAAAUACGCGGAAUUUAUUGCCAUGGCUACGCUGCAUUUUUCAAAAUCUUUCCUAUUAUUUAAGAGAAGAAAGCAAAUAUGGAAAUGAACUUUUCUACCUAAUUCUCUCCCCCA